AUGGUCCCUAACGUUCUACCCAACUGGGCCAGGCUGACGCUAAAUAUCCUAACCGUCGCUUCUUACCUCCCCCAGUACCAUCGCCUACGGGAACAGGGCCACUGCGACGGUCUUUCGCUAUACUACCUUGUUUUCAAUCUUAUCAGCGCCACGGAACAGUUUGCCAUCGGAUUCUUUCUCAACGUAACCGACAAUGGCUUCCCGCGCCCGGAUGUCUUCGUCAACAACCCAGCCACACCGGGUGACUGGUUCAAUUUCUGCCAGCUCGCGGUUGUCUGGCUUUGUUCCCUGUUUCUGCUGACGGGUGCGCUGGAAGAUUCAUCACCUCCCUCCGCCAUGCUGCAACAAACAACCAGAGACAAGGCCAUCGACUCGCUGUCUUGA
This is a messenger RNA of Colletotrichum spaethianum, 384 nucleotides long. RefSeq lists its product as uncharacterized. The transcript is spliced from 3 exons. NCBI's taxonomy places the organism in Eukaryota, Fungi, Ascomycota, Sordariomycetes, Glomerellales, Glomerellaceae. Bases 1 to 384 code for a protein of 127 amino acids. The record is from RefSeq and is a predicted model, not a curated record.